AUGGUUACUAUAAGAUAUGAAAUGAGGCAAGCAGUGACUGGAUACUUUGUACUUGUCCUCGUCCAAUCAUUAAAUAUGGUACACAGUUCCUAUAAACAAGGGCGUGAUUGGUAUCAUGUGGGAGCAAUGAGUCUAAUUACGGCAAGACGACUUUGGUGGUUUUCAAUCUGCCUUACCUAUGGUGCACACUUGCGAUUUAUCUGA
This is a messenger RNA of Adineta ricciae, 204 nucleotides long. The record is from the annotation of a GenBank genome assembly. NCBI's taxonomy places the organism in Eukaryota, Metazoa, Rotifera, Eurotatoria, Adinetida, Adinetidae.